Messenger RNA from Symbiodinium necroappetens, 1494 nucleotides. The record is from the annotation of a GenBank genome assembly. NCBI's taxonomy places the organism in Eukaryota, Dinophyceae, Suessiales, Symbiodiniaceae.
AUGCUCUUGCACCUGAAUCCACGCUGGGCUCCAUCUUCUGGUGGCAAGAAGCGCUUGGAAGAGCAGGCAUGCUGUGCAUUGUUGGUUCCAGUAUUGCUGCUGUCGGCACGAGAUGGCAUGAUUAGCCAUCCAGACUUCGGCAGCCUCGGGCCUGGGCCUGGCGGGCCUUGCCUGGGCCCUGGUGGCCGGGAGGACGAUGAGGACAGUCCUGGUGGUGACAGCAAUACCUCUCUUGCGGUGGCGGCUGGCCGACUGCUGGAUGAGCGUGAGGAGACGCGACCUGUGCUCUGUGCCGCUUCCCAGCGCCUGGCGCUUGGGCGACGGGAAGGCACGUCACGGGUAGCCAUUGGCCCACCGCGGACGGCUAUUCGAGGCCGCAAAGCCGCCUCUAUGCCGGAGGCACCAACGUUAGCCAAUUCACGAGACCAUCUCGGAGGCGCUGCCGCGCUCGUCCGGGACGUCGGUGCCUCGAUGCCAAAGGGCCUCGAGAGCUCGACCUCAGUUACCACGACGCCGCCAGCUUGGUGCGAUCGCAAACCGCCCGAGAGCUCCAGUUCGAGCAGGUCAAAUGCGACGACCAGCGCCGGCACGAGCGUGGUACGUCGAACCAGUGCCCCCAGCAGCGCGGGGUCCACAGUGCUCCGCUCCAGCUGGGUGGAUCGACUUGCAGGGUCCAGUGCCAAUGGAGUGCAUGGGGACGUGUCAGUCAAUGUCCGGCUACGCCCCGGCUCCAACUCGGAGGACGAUCGUUGUGCUGAGCCUUGCCGGGAACUCAUGCACUCGGUGAGGCUGCGCCAAAUAGGCAGCAGAUACGAUCAGCUGGGCGAGGCUCAGUACCAAUUCGACCACGUUUUUCCAGAAGAGGCAUCUCAGGAGGAGGUCUUCAACGUCACAGUGGCACCGAUUUGCGAGGCGGUCAUCAGUGGCUACAACGGCGCUGUGAUCGCUUACGGCCAGACGGGGUCCGGCAAGACCCACACCGUCGUGGGAACCCCGAAGUUUAGAGGAGUUGCACCCAGAGCCAUACACUGCAUCUUCGAUGCUUUGGCGCAAAGAACACUCUGGUCUGUUGAUGUCUCAGUUCUCGAGAUAUACAAUGAGCGCGUGAGAGAUCUUCUGAAUCCUGGAGCUGUGACCCACGUGGACGUCCACGAAGUCCGGGGAGAGCAUGAAGGCGCGAGCUUCCGGUGCCCGGAUGCAGCACGACGACAGGCUUGCACGCCCGAAGAGGCCUUAGCUGCUUUGGCAGAAGGCAUGAAACGCAGGGAGACUGCGCGGACGGACAUGAAUCACCACAGCAGCAGGUCCCAUCUGAUCUUCACACUCACAGCGACCCAACGAGAUCCCGAGAUCGGGGCAACGCUGCGAGGGAGGCUGCACUUGGUGGACUUAGCCGGCAGUGAGCGACUGAAGCGGUCGAUGUCCACGGAGUUCGCUUCUCCACGAGGCCAACCCCUCACGCGACGUGGAAGCGGCUCGGGGCAUCGACCUUGA